Molecule: messenger RNA, 225 nt
Organism: Acanthamoeba castellanii str. Neff
Lineage: Eukaryota; Discosea; Longamoebia; Acanthamoebidae
Exons: 2
Coding region: 1-225 (74 amino acids)
Source: RefSeq, a predicted model, not a curated record
AUGCGGUACUACAAGUACUCGGUCAACAAGUUCGAGCGAAUAAGCAACUUCAAGAACUGCGAGAUGGUGGUCAUGGAGAUGAAGGACUCCUGCUACUGUCUCACCACCCCACUUUCCUUCGACGAUGGCACGGACGCGGACGACGACGAUCUGGCGGCAUCCGCCCUUCACGCGGGGACGGAGGACACUGACGACCAGCUGAGCCAGGCAGUGGGCCAGCAGUGA